AUGGAGGGUCUCACAUUGAUCCUGCUCUACCUGGCCAUACCGAGCCUUCUCUUCUCUGCCAUUAGGCAGAUUCUAUCAUGGAAGAAGGCUGGGGGUUCCAAAGCCAGGUUUCCUGGACCGCAGCAGUUCCCCAUCGUUGGGCGUGUCCAUGACCUGCCCCGAUUUUCGCUCUGGUUGAAGUUCAAGGAGUGGGCCGACAUAUACGGGCCCAUCUACUACACCAGGGCCCUGAACCAGCCGUUCAUCAUCGUGUCGGACCAGAAGAUUGCGGAAGAGUUGCUCGUUAAGAGGGGCCACAUCUACUCAGGUCGACCUCAGAUCCGAUCCCUCAUCAGACACAAAGAGGGCCCGGCGUAUUCUGCCUUGAUGGACCGCCAUGACAUCUGGAAAACGCAACGCAAGUGGGCGCAUGCCGCCGUGAUGGAGGCGUACCAGCACCACUUCUACGGGCACGUCGAGCGCGAGACGAAGCGCUACCUGGGGCUGGUGCUGCUCGACCCGGCCCGCUUCCUGGACUACACGCGCGAGUACUGCGGGCGCAUCAUGUCGCGGCUGGCGUGGGAUGACGCGACCCAGGGGCGCGCCAACGGCGACAGCGCCGACCAGACGCUGCACUGCAUGAGCGUGUCGGGCCCCAUCACCAACACCAUGACGCCGCUAUGGUACCUGCCGGCGCCGAUCAACCCGUGGUACAACUUCGAGAUCAAGCGCGAGGCCGAGCAGCGCGCCUGGUGGCUGAACAACUUCCGGCUGGCCAAGCACCGCAUGAAGAAUGGCGACCUGCCCAGCGACACGUGGGCGUACCGGUACUUUCAGCAGCUGAAGCGCGAGGGCAACGAGACGCUCGACCAGGCCGAGGACCAGGAGGUGUUUGCGAGCUGCAUGAUCGGGUUCCUGAACCUGGUCGGCGUGGUCACCAUCAGCGGGCCGCUCAAGUUCUUCCUGAUGGCCAUGGCGCUGCACCCGGAGUGGCAGAAGAAGGCCCAGGCCGAGGUGGACCGCGUGUGCGGCGACCGCAUGCCGACGAUAAAAGACUUUGCUGAUCUCCCCACUGUCCGAGCAUGCCUCAAGGAGACCGUCCGGUGGCGGUCGGGCGUGCCGCUGGGCGUCCCCCAUCAAGCGGAGCGCGACGACGAGUAUCGGGGUGUCAAGAUCAAGAAGGGCACCAUCAUCCUCGCGUGCGAAUGGGCCCUCAACCGCGUGCCGGACAAGUACCCGGACGGCGACAACUACCGGCCGGAGCGGUGGCUGGAGCCGGGGUGGCCGACGUACCAGGAGCCGCUGACGCGGUACCCCAACUUCCGCGAGGGGCAGGCGAUGCACACGUUCGGGUGGGGGCGGCGCACCUGCCUGGGGCAGACGAUCGUGGACGACGAGACGUUCGUCUUCGGCGCCGCGGUGCUGUGGGCCUUCGACCUCGCGCAGAAGGUCUGCCCCUGCACCGGCCGCCCCGUGCCCAUCGACUCCCAGGCCACCAACAGCCACGUCAUCCUCGAGCCCCUGCCCUACCAGCUCAGCAUCAAGGUGCGCAGCCGCGAGCGCGCCCGCCACAUCCUCGAUGGCUAUCACGAGGUCAUGGCGGAGCUGAAGGUUUGA
This is a messenger RNA of Thermothielavioides terrestris NRRL 8126, 1596 nucleotides long. RefSeq lists its product as uncharacterized. Lineage: Eukaryota; Fungi; Ascomycota; Sordariomycetes; Sordariales; Chaetomiaceae. The transcript is spliced from 4 exons. The record is from RefSeq and is a predicted model, not a curated record. Gene Ontology annotation, molecular function: monooxygenase activity; oxidoreductase activity, acting on paired donors, with incorporation or reduction of molecular oxygen; heme binding. Bases 1 to 1596 code for a protein of 531 amino acids.